Molecule: messenger RNA, 958 nt
Organism: Phalacrocorax carbo (great cormorant)
Lineage: Eukaryota; Metazoa; Chordata; Aves; Suliformes; Phalacrocoracidae
Source: RefSeq, a predicted model, not a curated record
ACGUGACGGGGCGGGGCGGGCACGGGGUGCCGGGGAGGUCACGUGCGGCGCGCUCUGAGCACUUCCGGGGCGCAAAAGCGCUUCCGGGUCGGGUCGCCAUGGGGCCCGGGGUGACGCGCGCCCUGUGCCGGGCCUGGGGGGUGGCCGCCCACCGCAGCCUCCACGGGACGGCGCCUGCCCGCAGCCCCCCCCUCAUCCCCAUCGUGGUGGAGCAGACGGGCCGGGGCGAGCGCGCCUACGACAUCUACUCCCGCCUCCUGCGCGAGCGAAUUGUCUGCGUCAUGGGGCCGAUCGAUGACAGCCUGGCCAGCCUGGUCAUCGCGCAGCUGCUGUUCCUGCAGUCGGAGAGCAACAAGAAACCCGUCCACAUGUACAUCAACAGCCCGGGCGGGUCCGUGACGUCGGGGCUGGCCAUCUACGACACGAUGCAGUACGUGCUGACGCCCGUGUGCACGUGGUGCGUGGGGCAGGCGGCCAGCAUGGCCUCGCUGCUGCUGGCGGCGGGGGCGGGGGGGCAGCGCCACGCCCUGCCCAACGCCCGCAUCAUGGUGCACCAGCCCUCGGGGGGCGCGCGGGGCCAGGCCACCGACAUCGCCAUCCAGGCGGAGGAGAUCCUGCAGCUCAAGCGCCAGAUCAACGGCCUCUACGCCAAACACACGGGGCAGCCCCUCCCCGUCAUCGAGGCGGCCAUGGAGCGGGACCGCUACCUCAGCCCCGUGGAGGCGCAGGAAUUCGGGAUCCUGGACCGGGUGCUGGUGCACCCCCCGCCCCGCGGCGAGGACGAGCCCCUCCUGGUGCAGAAGGAGCCCCCCCAAACCCCCCCUGCGCCCCCCAACACCCCCCCGGCACCCUGAGACCCCCCCGGGGGUGUGGGGGGGCUGGGGGGCCCCUGUGCUCCCCCCUCCCCCACCCAGCGUUGCUGUACCCCAAGACGGAAUUAAAGGGCUGCGGACCCCGA